AUGGAGACUGAGAUCAGAAGCCGAAUCCCUCAUAUCGACCCUAUCCUAUCAGAGUAUUCGGUGGGGUACUUGACCCAUGCUGCCAGUUCGUUCUCGUCUGACUCGGAUCCCAAUGCCCCCUCUCCGCUCGAGGAGGCUGCUGCGGCCGUGAGUGCGCUAUUGCUCUCUGCAUCUGGAGAUCUCUCGGAUCAGAACGAGAAGUCCAUUCAGAACCUUGUUAAGCAGUUCACCUCGAGCCUCAGCGCUGCAAAUGCAAACGAUGGCGACCGACGGCAGCUGGCUCCCUCGGCCAAGAGGCUUGACCAGGCGGUCCAUGUGGGCUCGCAGAGGAACAUGUCUUCUACCCUCGGCCUAGCAGGUGCCGCCGUUGACCUUGAAAGUGCCAACACACGCAAGGUUGAAUCCAGGGUUGACCGCAAGAAGCUGGAGAAAGCCGAGCGUAAGUUGCGUGCCAAACAGGAUCGCAAAGAGUUCAAGAACGUCGAAUAUGAGGCUUCUAGGCUCCUCAAUGAGUCUUCUGAGGCACAGAGUUAUGAGGAGUUCUACAUGGCCGUCAACCCACUGCAGGUCGGCUCUGAUUCUACAUCGAAGAGUAAAGACAUCAAAAUUGAUAGCUUCGAUAUCUCUAUACCUGGCCUGCGUAUUCUCACAGACAGUUCGUUGACUCUAGCUUAUGGACGAAGGUAUGGUCUGGUAGGUCAGAACGGUAUCGGUAAAUCCACUUUGCUUCGAGCUCUUGCUCGUCGUGAGGUUUCGAUUCCCACGCACAUUUCGAUUCUCCACGUGGAGCAGGAAAAAAUUGGCAAGGAGCUGAACGAGCUUGAAGCUGAGCGUGCCACUAUGGCGGAUACAUCGACAGAUGCUGCAAGACUGGACACACAGCGUGAGGGUCUCGACACGACACUGAGUGACAUCCAUUCUAAGCUCGCCGAAAUGGAAUCCGACAAAGCAGAACCUAGAGCAGCUAGCAUCUUGGCUGGUCUAGGUUUCUCGACGGAGCGCCAGCAGUAUGCCACAAAGACGUUCUCUGGAGGUUGGAGGAUGAGAUUGGCCCUGGCGCGAGCUCUUUUCUGCGAACCGGACUUGUUGCUGCUCGAUGAACCUUCCAACAUGUUGGACGUCCCAUCUAUCACUUUCUUGUCGAACUACCUCCAGGACUAUCCCAGUACCGUUCUUGUCGUGUCUCACGACAGAGCCUUCUUGAACGAAGUUGCAACGGACAUUAUUCAUCAGCACUCUGAACGUCUCGACUACUACAAGGGUGGCAACUUCGACUCGUUCUAUGCUACCAAAGAGGAACGUCGAAAGACGUUGGCGCGUGAAUAUGAGAAGCAAAUGGGCGAGCGCGCACAUUUGCAAGCGUUCAUUGACAAGUUCCGAUACAAUGCCGCCAAGUCGUCUGAGGCCCAAUCCAGGAUCAAGAAGUUGGAGCGCAUGCCAAUCUUGCAAGCACCAGAAGCGGAGUACACUGUUCACUUCAAGUUCCCUGAAGUGGAGAAGAUGUCGCCUCCCAUUAUCCAGAUGAGCGGCGUCACAUUUGGCUAUAGUCCGGACAACAUAUUGCUCAGGAAUGUCGAUCUUGACGUGCAACUCGACUCUCGUAUCGGUAUCGUAGGCCCGAACGGUGCGGGUAAGACGACAGCUUUGAAGCUACUCAUUGGCGCAUUGCAGCCUACUUCCGGGUUGAUCUCACAAAAUCCUCGACUGAGGGUAGGCUUCUUUGCGCAACACCACGUCGAUGCGUUGGACCUCAACGACAGUGCCGUAGGCUUUAUGUCCAAGAACUACCACGGGCGGGCGGACGAAGACUACCGCCGUCACCUGGGCGCGUUCGGUAUCACAGGCAUGACGGGUCUGCAGAAGAUGGAGCUGCUAUCUGGAGGUCAAAAAUCGCGUGUCGCCUUUGCGUGUCUAGCAUUGACGAACCCGCACAUUCUCGUUUUGGACGAACCUUCCAAUCACUUGGAUAUUGAAGCCAUGGACGCGCUGUCAGAUGCGCUGAACAAGUUCCAGGGUGGUGUGCUCAUGGUCAGUCACGACGUCACGAUGCUGCAGAACGUAUGCACAAGCUUGUGGGUUUGCGACGACGGCACAAUUGAGCACUUUGACGGAACGGUAAAGGACUACAAGCGAAGGAUCACAGCGCAGGCCAAUGAGGCUGGUGUGGUACGAAAGCACUAA
Dothidotthia symphoricarpi CBS 119687 is the source of this 2181-nucleotide messenger RNA. Its product is annotated as P-loop containing nucleoside triphosphate hydrolase protein. NCBI's taxonomy places the organism in Eukaryota, Fungi, Ascomycota, Dothideomycetes, Pleosporales, Dothidotthiaceae. Bases 1 to 2181 code for a protein of 726 amino acids. The record is from RefSeq and is a predicted model, not a curated record. Gene Ontology annotation, molecular function: ATP binding; ATP hydrolysis activity. The transcript is spliced from 2 exons.